Microtus ochrogaster (prairie vole) is the source of this 3034-nucleotide messenger RNA. RefSeq names its product nuclear RNA export factor 2. Gene Ontology annotation, molecular function: RNA binding; protein binding. Gene Ontology annotation, biological process: poly(A)+ mRNA export from nucleus. NCBI's taxonomy places the organism in Eukaryota, Metazoa, Chordata, Mammalia, Rodentia, Cricetidae. The record is from RefSeq and is a predicted model, not a curated record. Gene Ontology annotation, cellular component: nucleus; cytoplasm.
UUUUAGUUUUUUUCAGUUUGUUGGAGUACAGAUUUUUAAAGUAUGUCCUUAUGAGGUGGCCUAGGAGAGAAGACUUAGAGGGGCUUCAGGAAAGAGCUAAUAGGAUCCUGUUCAUACCUGGGGCUGGAGUCCACAGGGAGUUGGGGUGUGGUAGGAAGAGGAGAUCCUGUAUGUUUGUUAGGGAAAGGCAAACAAUUAUCUGGAAAGACAGGCCUAAAAGCAUUAGGGGAGCCCGGGUCUAACCAAGAGCUGGAGUCUCCAGUGGGUGGAGUUGAAGUAGGCUGUCACUGGACUGAAGGUGAGACUGGAGAGGUAGUGGAGGAAAGGAAAGAGGGUGUAAGUCACCUAACUGAGUCUCUGCCAAGUGUAGCCACUGGCGGUCCCAGAUAGUUGAGAAUCUGUAGCUGACACAAGGGGAUGGAAAGAAGGAGCAAAGCUGAGGCCUCCUUUAAAGUUCAGUGGAGUCCACAGGGACUGGAGGUAGGUGGGAAAGUCAGACUCCUGCCAGCGGUCUGCUACAGGACUGGGGGCGAGACUAAUGGCAGACAGCCAGUGUGGAAUGGCUUCAUUUGAAAGUCCUAGCAUCUUUACAUGGUGAGGUUGGUUCUGUCAUGCUAGGACUGGCGCUUACAUAAAACCCUAAGCAAGCUUUCAUGCCAAGUUCCCAGUAGGUUAGUUUUUGCUCCCCAUUCAGCCACUGGAUGUUGGAGAAGAGAUAGUUGAGGCAGUCCUUUUACUUCAUGGUACAGUACUAUUCUUAUACCUCGGGAUAGAAGUCUUGGUUUCUUGGUAAAGAUUAGUAUGGUAAUUGACCAACAAUAGCUUCUAAGUUAGUUAGCUAGAUAUUGCAUUUCACUUCUAAGACCUGAACAUAAUUCUCUUUCACCAGUCAGAAGGCCUCUUUUUCAUGUUGGGCUUCUUGGACAUGGGGGAGAGCAGUUGCAGAUAGUGCUUUUCUUCUUCAGUGCAUGGCUUUAUGUUUUUAAACUAAAAGCAGGCACUAUGGUAUCUCACCCGGUUAUCUUAAAUAUCCAUUCUAGCAGUGCUGUGCCUUAACAUUUGUUCAACUCAGUAUGUCUGUGGGAGUUAUCACUGUAAGAUAACACUCAGCUUCCAUCUUCCUCCACCCACCAAAAUGUCUUUUUUUCCCUAAGACUAGAACUAAUUGCCCUUUUGGGUGGUCUCAACUCAACAUACUCUGCCUUCCAGAUCAAAAUGAUUUUUUUUAAAAAGAAGAAGAAAUGGAUAAUUAGUCCUAGUACCUGAAUUUUUAUUUGAUGAGGAGCCUGGCAUUGGGGGAAGGUGGAGGAAUUGUGGAAAAUAAUAUAGCUUUUUUAAUCAGAGGGAAAGCAUAUGUAUCUGGUUCACAAUGAUAAAUUGCUCAUAUUAUAUUAAACACGGUGAUGUGUCUUCAAACUUGUUUUCAAUUUCAGAAUACAACAUGAAUGACAACCACGGUUUUUAUGGAAGAAAGACAAGUUUGCAUUUUAACAGGCAUAAAUUUGGCCGAAAGAACUAUCAUUUUGAGCAUCCUGGUACUCCUUAUGCCAUGGGACCAAGAUGGAAAAGAAAAAAAUACAGCGAUGAAGACACUGUGUGGGAAGAUAAUAAAGUAGAGAGUGAACUGGGGCUAGUUGCUGAAAAUGGAACCCUGGGUAGCUGGUUCAAAGUCACAAUUCCAAAUGGAAGAAACUAUGACAAGACAUGGCUAAUGAAUUCAAUGCAGGACCUCUGCAGUGUGGCUUUCAUCCCUGUUGAUUUCCACUAUGACAAACAUCGGGCCCGGUUCUUUGUCCAGAAUGCUAGGACUGCUUAUGCAUUGAGGGAUAUCAACAACAAACUUCGUGAUGAGACAAAUCAAAAGAUAUCUAUCUUCAUCAGUCCUUCUGUUGUACCUUAUUCUGUGCAGAGUAAGUUCACCUCAGAAGAAAUAAAGCAGCUAAAGAUGACGGUGAUGAAACGAUAUGAUGCCUCUCAGAAAUCUCUGGACCUCGAGAGAUUCCGCUUUGACAAAGACUUUAUGGACAAUGACAUUGACGUGAUGCUGAAUCGAAGAAGCUGCAUGGUUGCAACACUACAGAUCAUUCAAAGCAGUAUCCCUGAACUGUUGGCCUUGAACUUAUGCAACAACAAAUUGCACCAGCUGGAUGGUUUGUCAGAUAUGAUAGAGAAAACUCCUCAAGUUAAGAUUCUGAACCUCUCCAAAAAUAAACUGAAAACAGUUUGGGAGUUGGAGAAGGUGAAGGAGCUGAAUCUGGAAGAGCUUUGGCUGGAAGGGAACCCCUUCUGUAGCCACUUCUCAGAUCAGUCUGACUAUAUAAGUGCCAUCCAGGACAUCUUUCCCAAGUUGCUGCGUCUGGACGGCAAGGAGCUAAUAGUACCAACAGGAAUGGACAUAGAAGUCCCACAGUUAAGCAAGCAAACAUGUACAGAAACUGAACCCAAAAAAAAUCUAGUACUACAGUUUCUCAAGGAAUACUACUCAUUUUAUGACAAAGAACGAUUUCGUCUCCUCGAUGCUUACCAUGAUGAAGCCUGCUUUUCCCUGACUGUUUCUUCCAACUUCAAUGACCCAGACCUGAGCAACCUGGAAGAGUAUUUCAAACAUAACAGAGAUAUAAAGAAGAUACAAGAUUCCCACAUGCGAAUGAGGUUGCUGAAGCACACAAAACACACCAUUGUGGAUUCUCUUAGUUUGUUACCCAAAACUCAGCAUGAUCUAUGCUCUUUCUUGGUGGACUUGUGUUUCCACACGGAGACAGUUCUCUGCUUUUCUGUCAACGGGUUGUUCAAGGAGGUGGAAGGGAAAUAUCAAGGCUACAUUCGUGCCUUCACACGGAUCUUCAUCACUACCCAUUAUAAUAAUUCAAGAAUUUGCAUCAUGAAUGAUAAGCUGAUUGUGAGGAAUACCCGCACCAGGGAGAUCCAGAAUGCAUUUAUCCCAGCCAACUCUCCCCUUUCUGAAGAGCAGCAAGAAAUGGUGAAGUCAUUCUCUAUGCAGUCUAGAAUGAAACUUACAUGGGCUCAGAAGUGA